This is a messenger RNA of Strongylocentrotus purpuratus (purple sea urchin), 948 nucleotides long. RefSeq names its product E3 ubiquitin-protein ligase TRIM33-like. The transcript has 3 exons. NCBI's taxonomy places the organism in Eukaryota, Metazoa, Echinodermata, Echinoidea, Camarodonta, Strongylocentrotidae. Bases 1 to 948 code for a protein of 315 amino acids. Gene Ontology annotation, molecular function: ubiquitin-protein transferase activity. Gene Ontology annotation, biological process: positive regulation of DNA-templated transcription. Gene Ontology annotation, cellular component: chromatin; nucleoplasm. The record is from RefSeq and is a predicted model, not a curated record.
AUGUGUAACACAUGCCUUGAGAAUCACAACAAAUGGCCGCCCCAUGUCAAGCAUAGAGUUGUGAGAAUAAAAGACGUCAGAGAGGGAAGGGUGGUCCUCGAAAAAGAGGUAUACUGCCAGGAACACAAAGCAGAUAAACAGAAAUACAUCUGUACUGAUGUGUGUGUCACCUGUAAGAAGUUCAUCUGCUUGAGAUGUCGAAUGUUGUACCAUGACAAGAAAGGACACACUGUUCAAGAUGCUGAGGAAUACAAUGCUUCUACCAAGAAAAACAUUGUAUCUCUACAAUCCCGAGGUAAGAUGAAAGCUACAACCAUAACAAAGCACGUGACCUGUAUCAAGGCUCAGAAGAAGCGUGUCACGGAUCACAUUACCUGCAAAAAGGCUGAAAUCAACAAGAGUUAUCAAGAAUCCCUCAAGAAAUUAAACAAGAGGAAAGCAGCGUUAGACAAACAGUUGGAUGCUCAGGUAGAGAAAUUAUGUAAAAUAUUGGAUGAGAUAAAAGAUGUUGAUGAAAGGUUUAUUACGAGUAUUGAGAGUGCCAGUGUGUUGGCGGGUAAUAGCAUGAAGGCUCCAUUAGAAGGUGAUAUCAUUGUUAUUCGUGAUACAUUGUCUGGAGAGCUGAGGAAUGUACUAGAUAGGGCUGAUCCAGAGAAUAAGCUCGCCACGGAUGUAGCUGAUCGUGCAGAGCAACUGAUAUUCACACCUAACAAUCAAUAUGAUCAGUUGAACAUUGGUCAGAAAGGCAGCAUGAACGGCAUGGCUGCUACAUCCGAUGGGAGGAUGGCGGUGGGAUACAGUACUGGAGGAAUCGAUAUCUUCUCUGCUGAUGGUCAGCUGCAUAAGACAGUCCUCAAGGAUGUUGGUAUCCGUGAAGUAAGAUACCUGUCUGAUGGUCGAUGGUGGGAAGGCGAUCAGGGAGAUACCAUGCGAUGGGUAUACACCUGA